This is a messenger RNA of Macroventuria anomochaeta, 2070 nucleotides long. RefSeq lists its product as uncharacterized. The transcript has a single exon. Gene Ontology annotation, molecular function: intramolecular lyase activity. The record is from RefSeq and is a predicted model, not a curated record. The coding region runs from base 360 to 1742 and encodes 460 amino acids. Lineage: Eukaryota; Fungi; Ascomycota; Dothideomycetes; Pleosporales; Didymellaceae.
AUCUGGUGUCUCCGCCUGGCGUCUGCGCUGCGUCUGGGUAGGCGUGGGGGCGUCUUGUUCGACGGCCUGGCUUCGGUGAACAACAACCUAUACACCGGCGGGUGUGUAACUUACGACCGCCCUCCGACUUAUUCUAGGAGGCAUCGCGUGUGUGCUGAAGGAAUGCCGUGGUCGGGAAGGAGCGUCCCGGCAUUUGUUCGACCCCCUCCCUCUCGUUAGCGCUGAGGAAGACGCGACGCGUUCGACCGCCGAAGUCAGACUUGGCGUCGACAUCAUCCAUUCGCAGUCCAAGCGUCCGAGGUCUCACUCCACAUACGGACUGCGGGUUCCACAUCAACACGAUAUUGAAUGCGCCCACCAUGAUGUCCACACGACUUGCCGCCAGGCGGCCGCUUUUCCAGUGCCUGAAUGCACCCGUUCGCUCCCGCAACGCUUCUCACCAAGCGCGCAACGAUGUCGACGCCCUCCUUCGACAAGCCCAAGGACGUCCUCUACCGGGGCGAGGAUUGAAGCCAGAACUUGACACUGUCUCGACGCACCGCGCAAACGCUGUGGAGAUUGCACGGCUUAAGAAGAGGCGGAAUUGGCUCGCACUCGGCGCCGCGCUAUCCAUGAUCGCACCCAUCUUCUUGGUGAAGCUAUGGGACUUGCCCGAUCUUGAGAAAGACAAGGCAGCUUUGAAGGAGGCGCAGGAAGCCAACAGGAGCACAGGCAUCGUGGACACGGUCAUGGGCCCCCCUACCAAAACAGACAGCCCCCGCAAGGCCGCCGAAGAGUUCCAGGGCAAGAAAGUCGUCAUCGCGGCCGGCGACAAAGUCAUUGCCGCACCCACAGAUGCCGAGAACCCGCAAGCUUCAGACGCCGACGCAAUCGAGCUUGUCGAAACAGGCACAUCCUACGUCCCUUACUUCCCACGCACAAUCAGUCUGCCUAACACCUCGGCCGUCGGCUCCGAAGGCUUCAGCAGCGAUUCCGAAUACCAGCUCCUCGGCCUCGGCAUCCGCAAAGUCUCCUUCCUACGCGUGCAAGUCUACGUCGUCGGCCUGUACGUGAAGACCGCAGAUCUCUCAACACUGCAGAACCACCUCAUCAACACCGUUAACCCCACCGCCUCGGCCCUCAUCCCCGGCGAGAAGGAGGACCUGCGCAAAGCACUCCUCGACCCGGAGCGCAGCACACAGAUCUGGGAGGCGAUACUGAGCCGCGAUGGCAUUGGCGCCGUGGACAUGGCGUUCCGCGUCGUGCCUUGCCGGGGAACCGACUUCAAGCAUCUGCAGGACGCGUGGAUGCGAGGUAUCGCCUCAAGGACGGAUGAGGUGAGGAGGAAACAAGCCGAGUUGCUGCGCCAGCAGGCUGCUGAGAACAAGCGCAUCAGUCUGCCGAAGCCGGUCGAGGAGGGUGAGUUCGCAGACGAGUCGUUUGGCCUGGCUAUGAAGGAGUUCAAGGGCAUCUUCACUGGCAAAGGCAAGGCACCGAAGGGUUCCGUUAUCAUUCUUACACGGAACAAGAAGGGCACAUUGAGCGCUAUGUAUCAGACCGUCGUGCAGGCGAACGGCAAGGAGAAGAUGGGCAAGCCGGCUUUCUUGGGUGAGGUGCUUGACCCGAGAGUCAGUAGACUGGUCUGGCUACUGUACCUCGGCGGACAGAACGUCAGCUGCGAGGAGGCGCGGAAGAACAUCGUCAAUGGAUGCAUCGCUAUUACUGAGCGACCAGUUGGCACUGUCGAGGGCAUGGUCCAGUAAAGAUUUGGAACGAGUAUUGUAGUAUCCGUGUAUAGGCAUCAUUUGGCCAAAAGCGCCACUCCGAACGCACCAAACAAACUGGCACGUUGCGGCAUGGUGCUGUCUAACUCUAUUCAAAAGGUAUUCAUGAGUUUCGAAUGUUUCUGCCUUGCCAAAGCGUCCUACUUCAUGGAUACGAGCGACUGGAAGUUUGCAGUGGAAGGCGACAUGAUCUGUUGGCCCCGCAACAAAAGUCACAAUGCAUGACUUUGUGGACUCUGCUCGUAGCUCUCUAUACUUUGCUUGCUGACAACAAAUCAUCAAGACUCGGCUACAUGCUCCGUUUGCC